CGUCUAUGAUCGUCGAAACUAGAAUGCAAGGGUACUUAUUUCUUUUGAAUGUGCAGGUCAGUGUUCGUUCGGCCAAUCACACGCUUUGGAACAAUAUUUCUUGUACCCAGUGGCCAACUGGAUUGAGCUUCAGUAUAGAAGCUCCUAUGACAGUAACUCUUAUAUAAACCCAGUAGCAAAGUGGAUUAAGUUUCACUAGGAUAGUUUCUCAAGCUCGCUAGGCUCUGGGAACAUCUUGUAUUUAGUGGCUUGAGCCUCGAGUAAAGCAGAUUUACACUUGUGUUCGUGCGUCCUUAGAGAAGCACGUGGUUUUAAGCGUACGUACGAAGAAACUGGUAAGCGUACAGGCUAGAACCAUACGUCUCUGUAUUAAAAAUAUUACGUGUACACAUCGAGAGGCUGAAGAGCAAGCGAUAGUCUGUACCACGAUGGUUCGUGCCCUUCCCGCGGUGCUGCUAGCUGCCGCGGGUCUGGGACUUUUGACCUCUGCCGGCACCCUCUUCCGUGAUCCACGGCAAGCUGAAUUUUUUAAUUCUAUGAAGAACUACGAAUUGGUAAUCCCACAAAAGGUGACAUCUGACGGAAAUUUUUUAAGUCACCAUUUGCCUCAUCACUACUUAUGGAAUAAUCUUCGCAGAAGAAAACGGUCACCCAGCAACGAUAUUGUGCACUAUCGUAUAAAUCUGGCUCAGAAUGACCUAUAUUUGGAACUACAGCCUAACUAUAAGUUGUUUGCUCCAGGUAUGAUUAUCGAACGGCGGUCAUCAAAUUUAAAUAAUACUAAAAACACACAUAUGAAGUUAGGCCCAGGUUCCAUGUGCUGGUUUCAAGGUACUAUACGAAACGUCAGUGACUCCCAGGUAGCCAUGUCAGCAUGCGAUGGACUGAGAGGAGUUAUUCGUUUAGAAGAUGAGGAUUACCUUAUCGAGCCGGUCAAAAGUCACGACCUCUCUGAGGACGUAAGGCACCCUCACGUUAUCUACAAGCGCUCUGCUUUAGACCCUAGGCUUGAUGGAUCCAAAGGACUUUGGCCAGAUAACUUAGAAGAAUCAAACUGUGGGAUUAAGGACAAUAUAGAUUCUGUUCUGAAAGAACAUGAACUGUGGGAAGCUUUACAGAACAAGAAAACAAGACGAAGACGUUCUAUAAGCUUGGAAAGAAAUGUGGAAACCCUAGUGGUGGCGGACAAGAUGAUGAUGGAAUAUUACUCCAAUGAAGACAUUGAAACAUACAUUCUGACAGUGAUGAACAUGGUGUCUUCUUUAUAUCACGACGCCAGCAUCGGAAAUGCCAUUAACGUAGUUCUGGUGAGGAUGAUUUUGCUCGAGAAUGAUGAGAAAGAGCAAGAAGAAGAUUUGGAUAUAAGCCAUCAUGCGGAGAAGACAUUGAAAAGUUUCUGCCAGUGGCAGAAAUAUGUAAACCCGAGAGAUGAGAACCACCCCAAUCAUCACGAUGUUGCCAUUCUUCUUACAAGAUAUAAUAUUUGUACAAGACUCAACGAACCGUGUAGCACAUUAGGCCUAGCUGAGGUGGCAGGGAUGUGUCAACCUCACCGUAGUUGCAAUGUGAAUGAAGAUACAGGUCUCGCUUUGGCCUACACUAUAGCCCAUGAAAUGGGGCAUAACUUUGGGAUGAGUCAUGAUAGUCCAAACAACGGCUGUCAAGCUUCUCACGGGGAACGUCAACACGUUAUGUCGCCCCACUUAAUCUCUGACACCAGUCCUUUGGUUUGGUCCAAUUGUAGUCGAAAUGAAAUUACUAAAUUUUUAGAUCGCGACUGGGGACGUUGCUUGGACGAUGAACCUUCCGAUCACGGUUUCUCGUUUCCUCAGCUGCCGCCAGGGGCUAUGUAUGAUGCAGACCAUCAAUGUCGGCUGCAAUAUGGAUCAACAGCAGAACACUGUGAGGGAAUUGAGGAUGUUUGUCAGACAUUGUGGUGCCGAAUGGAUAAACGCUGUGUAACCCGCUUGGAGCGUGCAGCAGAAGGAACUAUCUGUGGACGAAACAUGUGGUGUUUCAUGGGCAAAUGUACUACAAUUGGUGAAAGACCAGAAGCUGUAGAUGGAGAGUGGGGUCAGUGGAAUUCUUGGUCUGAAUGUUCCCGGACAUGUGGUGCUGGUAUCACACACUCAGAAAGACACUGCGACAAGCCAUAUCCUGCAAAUGGAGGCAGAUACUGUAUUGGGGAAAGGAAACGCUAUCGAGUAUGCAAUACCCAAUCUUGCCCUGAGGACUCUUCUAAUUUCCGUGCUGUCCAAUGCAGUCGUUAUAAUGACGUACCUUACAAAGAAAAGUUGUACUUAUGGCUACCUGUGGCAACUCCAUUGACACCUUGUCAGUUACAUUGUAAACCGGAAGGGGAGUUCUUUUCUGUAUUACUGGCGGACACCGUUGACGACGGGACUCCAUGUAAACCUGGAACACGAGAUAUGUGCAUUAACGGCAAGUGUAGGCACGUGGCGUGUGACUGGGGCAUUGACUCCGAAGCUCAAGAAGACCGGUGUGGUAUCUGUCAUGGGGAUGGGACGCACUGUCUUACCGUGAGGGGAGAAUUUAAACAGAUACACGGACUUGGUUAUGCAGAAAUAGUGACCAUCCCCAAGGGAGCUAGAAACAUACGCGUGGAAGAAAUAGCGGAAGCUAACAAUUACAUCGCUGUUCAGGAUGAAGAUGGAGAAUUCCAGUUGAACGGUGAUUGGUUCAUUCAGUGGAGUGGGGAGUACAUGGCUGGCGGAACUACGUUUUACUAUAACAGGGUAGGAGAGAAGGAGAGUCUACAUGCUCCGGGUCCUGUCAAAAGUAACAUCCGCAUUCUGCUACUAUUUCAGACGGAAAACCCAGGUAUUACUUUUGAGUUCACAGUGCCUAAUAAAAACGCAACAAGGAAACCAGAAUUUCAUUGGGAGUUUACUGAUUGGUCUGAUUGUUCCGCUACCUGUGGAGGAGGAUUCCAGAUUUCAAGACCUAAGUGUAUGGAAAAAGAGGCUGGACUAGUAGAAAGCAAAUAUUGCAAUGUCACAAAUAAGCCUUCUGACAUCACUCGCACAUGUAAUAAACAACAAUGUCCAGCCAGAUGGUGGACAGGACCCUGGCAGCACUGUUCAGUUACUUGUGGGGAACGAGGUAUAAGGCAGAGGACAGUAAUUUGUGUCCGUUCCCUUGGACCGGAUGAGCAAAUAGCCCUUUUGGAGGAAGAAUGCAAAGACUUGGAAAAACCUGUGGACCAAGAACAUUGUCAUCAUAAGCACCCAUGUCCUGGGGAUGCUCAGUGGGCAUAUAGUGAAUGGUCAAAUACUUGUAGGGAUGAUCCUUGUAACCACCAGACAAGACAAGUGUAUUGUAGUCUGCCAAAUGGACCUUGUGACAAGAAACACAAGCCACCUUCCCGCAGACAGUGCAGCAACAUCACGUGUGGAAUAUGGGUGGUGAGUGACUGGUCUCAGUGUUCUGUCAGCUGUGGAGGAGGACUACGAUUUCGUAAGGUCACUUGUCAAGGAGGUCUCACUUGCCAUCAGGCUACAGAACCUACUGCAUUUAUGGAAUGCCAGGUCCAUAAUUGUCCUCCUGAUUCAGAGGAGAAAACAGAAGAUAGUAUCCAAACAGAAAAAACUGAGGAGACCUUCCCAGCAACUCUACCAGAAGAUAUUUCUAAUAACAUUGAAAUCCCAACAAGUCUACCAGAAGAUGUUUCUUAUAGCAAUGAAAUUCCAACAGAUGUACCACAAGAUGUUACUGAAAGAAAAGAAUUCCCAAAAAUUCUAACAGAGGGUGCUGCUAAUAAUGAGUUCCCAACAACUCAACUAAAAAGUAUUACAGACAAUAACAUUUUCCCAACUCCAUUAAAGGAAGAUACUGAUAGCAAUGACACAAAUACCAAAAUCUCAACAGGUGUGCAAAAUGAAACUCCUGGUACAACACUACCACCAAUUGAAGAUGACAAAGUAAAAGAUAAAAAUGAAACAAAAGAAGGCAUAAAGCAAAAGAAUCACAAGCACAGACAUAAUCACAACCGAAAACGAAAACACAAAAAACGUAAGAACAACAGACCACAUGGUGUGGCCAAAGAUCUAGUAAAUGCAACAUUUUAUGAAGUCUUUAAUGACCAACAUUCUGGUGUGCUAACAGAGAAUACCAAAGAGACUACCAUUUCUGAGAAUCCCAGUCAGCAAAAGACUGUACGGAAGGAACCAGCAAUCAUACCAGAUGAUGCAGAAGAUGAUCAGGAUGACUCUUCUGAGGAAAACAAGUAUCAAUGGAGGAUUGGAGUUUGGAGCCAGUGUUCUAGAGUUUGUGAUGGUGGGAUCAGGACACGUGAGGCCAUGUGUCUUGACACAAAGACUAGGCACAUGGUUGUACCUGAGCUGUGUACUGAUGAACAAAUGCCACAUAUAGAAGAGCCAUGUAACAUGGAACCCUGCCUGAAGUGGUUUUUAUCGGAAUGGAGUGCGUGCUCAGCCCAUUGUGGAGAGGGUAGGAAAUACAGAGAAGUCCAGUGCCCAAAACCUAAUACAUGCAACCCUGAAACCAAACCGAAAAUAGCCAUCAAAUGUUUUGACCGUCCUUGCUUAGAUUGGGUGGCUGGACCAUGGAGUAAAUGUUCUGCAACAUGUGGUGGAGGAUACCAAAUCCGCCAUGUGAAAUGUGUCAAUUUCACUUCAAACAAAAGAGCCACUGGUUGUGAUGCAGAAAACAAACCGUCACAUCGACAACCUUGUAACUCCGAUGAUUGCCCACUAAGUAACUCUGCAUUCAGUCAGUGUAAGGACAAGCUUGACAUGGCUCUAUGUAAAUCCUUACGUCAUAUGUGUUCCACUUGGUACUUUAAAGUUAAGUGUUGUCAGACCUGCAGAAGCCAUAGGAAUCCUCUGCUAUCCAGAAGACGUGGAUUUACAAGAUACAGAAGGGUGUUGUAGCAGUAGAAUUGUGUAGCAGGAAAUGAGAUGCUUUAAAGCACUUAUGCAGUUGUGAACUUAUUUGUGAUGUCAUUCAUUUUGGAUUUUCAGGAUGUGCAUGGAAUGGAAGUGAAAAUAAUAAUUAAAAAAACAUUAAUAAGCAUCACAACUAACAAAUCCACUUUAUUUACACCUAACAACUUUAAAUACAACUUUUUCUUUUGAAAGACUUUUUUUUUUAUGAACUCACCAAUUGGACUGUGUUACUUUUAUAGAUUAGUUUACCAAACAUACAUGUGACAGAAGAAAAAAUUAACCAAUCAUGCUACUAAUGUAGAAUGCAAAGAGUACUAACAAACAACAAAAGUAAAGAUUUUUCAAAUUCCAAAGAAUUUGAAAUAGUUGUAUAAUGUUAUCAUUUGUCUUUAUCUCACUAAUGUUUAUUAACCAACAUUGUAGAGAAUCUCAUUCAACUUGGGCAACAAACUUCUUCAAGUAUUCCUAAAGUUUGUUAUACCAACAACUUCAGCUCCAAAGGCAGAACAAAUUAUUAGAGACAUGAAUCAACUGUAUCUGCCUGCAUAUACUUCAUAUGCAGGUAUCUUGGUAUUUGUACGAUGUGACAAAGACCAGGCAGGUAUUCACAUGGUUCCAUACUACCAUCACUUGGCAGAAGUGUGAUGAUCUGAUGUUCAGUGCUACCCUGAUGCUUAGGUUGUGAUAAACAGAAUGUUGUUUUAUGUGUUAAACAUGGCUUAAUUGUUAUUAUGGUUUUAUAUUCUUUAAGAAUUGUAGUAGUUUGGUGCCCAGGUUGUGUGGUGCAGCACAUUAUCAAUGUAAUGUCCUCAACUUUCUCUGUAUAUUGCAGUAAAAUUGACUCCUUUUGAAAAAUAUUUUUUACUUAGUUGCUAGUGGAGUUACAUAAGAUAGUUCCCUUUCUUUUUCUGUGUUAUAAUGUACUGAAUUUCCUUGAAAUAUUAGGACUGUGGAAUAAAUAUAAGAGGUUUUGGAAACUUAACUAAACAUUUUACACGCUAAUUUUAAUUCUGGUAAUAUUCUUGAAACUGAGGUGUUUUUUUUUUGGUUUUUCAGCUAGUGUUUUAAGCUAUGAACACUGCCAAAUGAAAAGAGAGUUGAGAAAAUUCAUUAUACUUUAGUAAACAUUAUUUAUUUCAGCUUGUUAAACUAGCAAGUUAAAUCAACUGUAAUUGUGUUGUAUAAGUGUGGCAAGGGAAAAUAAUUGUUUGUGUCUACAUUGUGUUUACUUAGAACUUCAUAUUUAAUGUAGGUAAAUAAUUGAGAUUUUAAGACAAAAACUGGUACAGUUGACCUGUGGCAGCGAUAUUUCUAGUUAAACAUCCUAAAACAGAUUUCAACAAAGUUUCUUUUAACUUUCAUGAAAUACAUUAGUACUCUCUUAUCUUCGAUCAUUAUUAUGGUUAUGGGUGAAGCCUAACUUUGCUAAAUAGUUUUAAAAAAAUUAUUGAUAUAUUACUUGCUUCUCAGGUGCAUAUAUUUUAUCAUUAAAAUUGGCACAAAAAGCAUUUCUUUUGAAAGUAAAUUAGUAAUUCCUACGUGGAGAUUCUCUUGUAUGAAUAAAAGAGAAAAAUAAUGAUGAUUUUUUUUUUAGUAUUAAACAUUCAAAAACUGUGUUACUCAGGUUCAUUAUAAGGUAGUAAUGAUAACUGUUGAAAACAGUUUAUAAUCAUUAUUUCAGGACCUGAAUAAGUGAUUGAGAUCUAGUUUGCUUUCUUUUUCUAUUAUUUUAAGAUUUUAGAACAUAGUCUAAACAUGAACAAGUACAGUUGUAAAAAAAUUAAAGUCUAUUAUGGCAAUAUUUAAUAUGUAUCAUUUAUUAAGAAAUGAUUUAAAAGUUGUUUCUUAUUUAUAUAUCUUAUUUGCACUGAGGCAAUAUUCUUGGAAACUAAACUCGAAAUAUUACUUAAUUUUACAGAAAAGUGUUUACAUCAAAACUUAAAAAUUGCUUAUAAGCAUGAAAUCUUAUAAGCACAAGUAUGAUAUAUAUAUAUAUAUAUAUAUAUAAACAGAAUGACAUGCACAUUUUUUGUAUAUUAAUGUAUGAUGAUGUCACAGAUCAAUUUUUUUUGGUCCUGAAUAAAAACAACUCAACAGAUGAAAAUCAUGUAAUUCAUAAAACAAUAUAAUUUUCUCAAGCAGAAAACCUUGAUAUUGUAUGGUAAUUCACCUAGAUUUAACGUUAUUGCAUGUUAAUCUUAAAUUUAUUGAUAUUUACUGACCUAUAUAUAUAUGUAUUGAUUUGAAAAUUUUUUGUUCUAUUUCAGUAAUAUGUAUAAUGCUCAUGUAGGGUAUGUGUAAAUAGUUUAAACGAUUGUCAAUUGUUGGAUAAAAUAUAUUGUGCUUUAACUCUAUAGUUGUACCUUGUAAGGCGAGUUCAUGCUAGCAGCUUUAAUAAUGGUCAAUUUUAUAAAAUGGUUGGUAAAGUAUGGUCAUUUCUGCAUUUGUGAAUAAAGUUAGACAGUAUGUAGAUUAUAAGGAACAAACUCGUUUCCUUUAAAUAAUAAAACCAACUGUUCAAAAAAUAAGCGUCUGUUGGGUUUGAUGCGUCUAAACUAAACGAUGAGCACAUAACCAUGAACAACAGGGUUAUGAACAUCGAUACUUAACACUAAAAAGUCAUGGUCCCUCGCAAGAGCAGCUAGGCCUCUAUAACAGUACUUAACUUUUAAGCUUUGAGAAGAUUUUUGAAUUUAGUGUAAAGUCGCAACAUGUGAGAGUUCAUAUUUGUUCAUAGUUCAUUAG
Molecule: messenger RNA, 7673 nt
Organism: Limulus polyphemus (Atlantic horseshoe crab)
Lineage: Eukaryota; Metazoa; Arthropoda; Merostomata; Xiphosura; Limulidae
Product: A disintegrin and metalloproteinase with thrombospondin motifs 7-like
Exons: 25
Coding region: 429-4913 (1494 amino acids)
Biological process (GO): extracellular matrix organization; proteolysis
Cellular component (GO): extracellular matrix
Molecular function (GO): metalloendopeptidase activity
Source: RefSeq, a predicted model, not a curated record